Messenger RNA from Leguminivora glycinivorella, 1052 nucleotides. Its product is annotated as melanization protease 1-like. The record is from RefSeq and is a predicted model, not a curated record. Gene Ontology annotation, molecular function: serine-type endopeptidase activity. The coding region runs from base 57 to 935 and encodes 292 amino acids. Gene Ontology annotation, biological process: proteolysis. The transcript has 5 exons. Lineage: Eukaryota; Metazoa; Arthropoda; Insecta; Lepidoptera; Tortricidae.
GACCUCGCCUUUGGUGAGGUUAAGUAUUUUUGUUAUUUAUUACGGCAGUUGUCAAUAUGGCUUUGAGAAUUAUUUGUUUGGUGUCGAUGUUAGUGGGCGCACAAAGCUCAGUGGACCUUCGGGGACGACAUAUUGCGUUCAAACAUAAUGGAACCAUUAGCCAGCAGCAAGACGCAUCGAUUGCCCCAGACAAAUAUAUAGCAGGCGGCCACCCAGCAGCGAUAGGCCAAUUCCCGAGUAUAGCCCGGCUGUCCAUCAAAACUACCAGAGGCACCUACCUAUGUGCCGGCUCUCUUAUUGGUGAGCGCCACGUCCUCACGGCCGCGCACUGUCUAGACCACGACAUCAAAUACCACCAAGACAUCUCCAUAUACCUAGGAGAGUACGACCGCAAGAGUUACCCAGUGGACUGUGUGAAGCAGAAAUGCGUGAAAAACAGACUGGUGUACCCGGACAAGGUGGUGAAGCACCCUGACUAUGACAGCACGACCGUGGCCAACGACAUUGCUCUGAUGAGACUUCAGAAACGAGCACCGCUCACGGCCUACAUCAAGCCGAUACCUCUCCCACCGUUUGACGUCGACCACCCCAUAAACAAAGGAGCGGCCCUCGCCAUCGUCGGCUGGGGCGAAACCGAGUCUGCCUACUCUUCUGACAUUCUGCAAGCCACCGAACUCAACCUCAUACCUAGAGCAAACUGCUUGAAAUACGGGUCUGAUGUACCACCCAAACAUCUGUGUGCGGGCGACGUGAAGGGCAAAGAUACAUGCCCCGGAGACUCUGGAGGCCCACUCUACAUGUAUUAUCAAGAUAAAUAUUACCUGUCGGGCAUCGUCAGUUAUGGACCCGCUUUGAUGAAGUGCGGGACCGCUGAAGUUGGGUACUAUACUAAUGUCUACAAAUAUAUCAAGUGGAUUAAGGAAAAUAUGAAGUAAUUUAGUCAUUACUGGUGCUUACUUCUAGUGCAUCCACCAAAAUAACUGACUGAUAAGUAUUAUGUGUACCUCACUAAUUUUUGGCUUUAUUCGUCGUAAUAAAUAAUAAUAAAAUGA